UUAUGCAUAUAACACAUAUUGUGUUUAAUCAAAUUAAAGGUCAACGACUGUACAAUACAAAUGAAGCAGUUCAAUGUGAAAAUACAUCAGGUUCCACUAUAUAUUUUUCGGAUUCUACAAAAAAACACAAAGGAUCAUCACAAGUUUCAAACUUGAACUCCACAUCAUCUCAACAAGAUGCAAAUGACAACGAUACUUCAUACGAAAUAGAUGAAGAACCAUGCAUCGUUACAAAAGAAAAAAAUCGAAACAAUGUAGUACAUAAUCGACAUGUUAAUAAAAUUAAGGAAGUUGAUCGAUCUAACAUAUAUGCGCGAGAAAAUCGAUAUACAAAUGAGGAAAAAGAAAAUAACAAUUUAAAUGAUCAGUCUUCACAAGCUGCAAUUAUGGAUCAUUUAAAGAGAUUGACUAGAGAAAUAGCAACUGUAAAAUACGAUAUGAGACAAGCACUAUCUCUAUUGGAUAUUUUAGUGGACAAAAGCAACAGAAGCACAGAAUGUGAAAAUACGAGAUUUUCUUACAAAGGCGCUGAAAAUCGAUUUCCUUUAGAAACUAGAGCCCAAUUAACGGAAAUUGAGGAAAUUUUAAAAACUGCUAAUUCCCAAGAGAACACUGAAAUAGAUCCAUACUUCACAAUAUCUCGGAUUCUGAUCGAACAAAAAUACAACGAAGAGUCAUGGAGUGGUUUAGGCAUUCCAAGGCAAGACACAAUAAUGAAAAAAAGCGGACCGUUAGAGACGAAAACAAUGGUUCACCCGAUCGCCAUUCAUCAAUGGAAAAUUCAAAUUAAUAUAAUCUAUCAAAGAUCUUAA
Nylanderia fulva is the source of this 812-nucleotide messenger RNA. The record is from RefSeq and is a predicted model, not a curated record. Lineage: Eukaryota; Metazoa; Arthropoda; Insecta; Hymenoptera; Formicidae.